Messenger RNA from Drosophila obscura, 1720 nucleotides. RefSeq names its product UDP-glycosyltransferase UGT5-like. The record is from RefSeq and is a predicted model, not a curated record. Gene Ontology annotation, molecular function: UDP-glycosyltransferase activity. The transcript has 2 exons. Lineage: Eukaryota; Metazoa; Arthropoda; Insecta; Diptera; Drosophilidae. The coding region runs from base 57 to 1610 and encodes 517 amino acids.
UCAGUGCAGAGCUGCGACAUGUACGGACCAGAAACCGACGAAGAAAAAACGUGAAAAUGCGCCUCGGCAGUGCUUGGCUAGCGCUUUCCCUGCUCCUCAUCCUGGAGUCAGCACUGGCGGCCAAUAUAUUGGCGAUUUUUCCGUACCGGUUUCCCUCGCCAUUCAAGCUGGUCAAUCCCCUGAUGCGAGCCCUCACCCAGCGCGGCCACAAGGUGACGAUGAUAACGCCAGUGAAUAUGCCGAGUGACAUCGAGGGAGUCCGUCACAUUCGAGUGCCGAUGCUGGACUUCCAAACUCAGGAACUUAUUGACUCCGAUUUGCUUAUGGAAUUCCUUUCAAGCAAAUGGUCCGAGAGCUAUCUAACCUCCAAGGCUCUGUACAACAUCUCUUACGCGAUUCUGAGCGACACAGGAGUCCAACAGAUGCUUCGGAACAGCAGCGAACAGUUCGACAUAAUCACUCUGGAGACUGUGCACAUGGAUGCCCUUUUUGGGCUGGCUGGAUUCUACAAUGCUCCGAUAAUGGGCAUUUCGGCUGUGAGCAUCAAUUGGGCGGUAGACUACCUGGCGGGAAAUCCCUCGCCCAGUGUCUAUGAGCCCAUCUCGCCCGCAGGAUAUUCUUGGGACAACUCCCUGCUGAGCAGGUGGUACAACUGGAUCUACAUAACCGAGGAACAGCUCGUAGAGCACCUGAUCUACCGGCCGGGCCAGCUGCGGCUCUUGAAGCAGUUCUUCGGCUAUCCCCCCGAGAAGCUCAACGACCUGCGGGCCAGGUUCUCAGUGAUAUUGAUGAACAAUCACUUCAGCAUGGGCCGUGUGCGAGCCAAUGUACCCAACAUCAUCGAGGUGGCAGGACUGCACCUCAGCGAGCUCCCAGAGCCAUGUGAUGAGGAGCUGCAGCGUUUCCUCGACGAGGCCGAGCACGGCGUCAUCUACUUCUCGAUGGGCAAGGAGAUCCUGGUCAGGUUCCUGCCCGAGACCAUGCAGCAGCUACUGGUGCAGACCUUCUCCAAGCUGAAGCAGCGCAUCGUCUGGAAACGAGAGGUGGAGACGUCGGGUAAUAGGUCGCAUAACAUCUACACUAUACAUAAGCCUCCACAGCGCCAGGUGCUGGGCCAUCCGAAUGUCAAGCUCUUCAUCACCAACGGUGGACUCCUCAGCACCAUAGAGGCGGUUCACAGCGCAGUGCCCAUGCUUGGGCUGCCCGUCUUCUUCGACCAGUUCGGCAACAUGAGGCGCAUGCAGAUGGUCGGCAUAGCUGAGAGCCUCGAUAUCAACACCCUGACGGUGGACUCAUUGACCACCACCAUCCGGGCCCUGAUCGAGGAUCCACGCUACGCGCGUAAGGCCAAGGAGCUAUCGCAGUGCUUCAAGGAUCGGCCCAUGAGUCCCCUGGAUACUGCCGUCUGGUGGACGGAGUACGCCCUACGGCACAAGCAUGCCUCCCAUAUGCGCAUGAACAUCGAGGAGGUUUCGUUCAUGCGCUACUACAGCCUUGAUAACAUGCUGAUGCUGGGCCUCCGCUUCGGGUUCAUCGCUGUCUUUGUGAUCUUUUUGGGUUUUAGGCUGGUCAAGAUAAAUCAAGGAAGACAGCGACUAAUACAUUACUGAGAGUAUAUAUUUUUUUAGAUGUAUGUCUGUAAGUGGUUGUGAUAGCGGGACUGUGAAUUCCCCAAUAAUAUUUUAUUACUAAUCGAAAUAAAUGCGUGACGGCAAUGCAA